Messenger RNA from Oryza sativa Japonica Group (Japanese rice), 1075 nucleotides. Its product is annotated as non-specific lipid transfer protein GPI-anchored 2. The record is from RefSeq and is a predicted model, not a curated record. Lineage: Eukaryota; Viridiplantae; Streptophyta; Magnoliopsida; Poales; Poaceae.
AUGGAACUGAUUCCGUAUAGUAGUAGAAAUGUAGCAUGAGAAUUCUAACCGGGCGCGUACAAAAUCGCAGUCGUGCUCGUCUCAUCCCGCUGUAUAUAAGCAGGCGACUCCUGUGUACCCGCGCACACGCAAACCAUUUGCAUUUGAGCCUUUUGCUUGCCUUCUCUCCUGUCCUGACUGCAGCGAGAGAUCAGUAGGGAGAGGGCAAUGGCAUUGACGGUGCGGCUGCACACGGCGGUGGCGGCGGUGGCCGUGGCCGUGGUGGUGGCGAUGGGGAUGGCGGCGGCGCAGAUGUCGCCGGCGGGGGCGCCGGCGCCGGCGGGCGGGAUCAGCCCGGCGUGCAUGGACGCGGUGCUCAACAUGUCGGACUGCCUGACGUACGUGAUGAACGGGAGCACGGCGCGGAAGCCCGACGAGCCGUGCUGCCCGGAGCUGGCGGGGCUGCUCGAGUCCAAGCCCGUCUGCCUCUGCCAGCUGCUCGCCGGCGGCGCCAGCUCGUACGACAUCAGCGUCGACUACAAGCGCGCCAUGGCGCUCCCGGGCAUCUGCGGCCUCGCCGCGCCGCCCGUCACCGCAUGCGCGCUUCUUGGAGUACCUGUGCCUAUGGCGCCUUCUGCAUCGCCGAUGGCAGGCCUCGGGCCAUCUACUGAACCACAAAUGCCUGAGAAAUCGCCGUCGGCCUCGCCGUCCGAGUCGAGUAACCAUGCUCCCGGCCGCUUCACCGCCCUCGCCGCGGUGGUCCUCGCCGUUGCAGCCGCCGGGAUGGUUUAGAAAAUGCCUGGAUUUUCGGCCGAUCGAUCUCAAGAUUUAGCCCGACGAUUCUUGUUUAUUCUUGCCACACAUUUGGCUGUGUAUUAAUUUACAACACGUUACAGUACGUAUGCGCAAUGAACGAUAUUUUUCUGCUUUGCUUUAAAUUCUUAUAAUUAACUAGUAACUCUUCCUUGUCGUAAGUUGCUAGAGCAUAUGGUGAGACUAUAUGUACACACGUAGUGAUAUCUGGCCAUCCGCAGUAGCUACUUGGGGCCUUCUGUUAAUUAUUUUCAGUGUUUAAAUGCUUGGUUUUUGGAGGCGA